AUGGAUGCAAACGCAAUGGCUCGUGUUUUGAGUUUUUUAGAAAACGCUCCUGUGCAAAUCCUUAAAGAGAAGCUUGUCCAGAUGAAUUUAAGCACACAUGGUACCAAGACUUCACUUAAGGCCCGUUUAAAUGAAGCCAUUGAUUCGCUUGAACCUGAGCAGAUUGAAAAUCUGUUCCCUGUUGUUGACCAGGAAAGUGAGGCAAGUUGUGAUGACGCACAUGAGGACGAGGAUGGCGCUGUGUCACAACGUCUUGAAAAACUACGUGAAUUAGUCAAGAAAAAGGAAGAAAUCGCUGCGUUGGAAAAACGUUUGGUUGAACUCAGCACUAACAGCCCUAUUCGUGAGUUCCAGCACGUUAGUGCACAUUCGUCACGUGAUAUCGAGGAGUCCUUACCAUUAUUUAGUGGCGACGAUAAUUACUCUAUUAGUAAGUGGAUUGAAAACGUCGAGGAUGCUAUGGUCACUAACCAUCUGAGCGAUUCAGAGGCGUUCAUUUAUUUCAAAAGACUUCUUAAAGGUACGGCCAAGUUAUUUUUGCGGUCAAGAACGUUUCGAUCAUGGAAAGAUCUGAGAGCCGCUCUGAUGUCUGAGUUUCACUACCAUACAACCGCAACAGACGUCCAUAACACAUUGCGAAAUCGAAAAAAACGUAGAGAUGAAAAUUACCAGCAAUACGUUUUAUCCAUGCAGGAGAUAGCUUCUUCCGCAGAGAUUGAUGAACAGGAUGUGAUUGCCUAUAUAAUCAAGGGGAUUCCUGAUUCAAUAUUUAAUAAGCAAAUCAUGCUUACUGCAAAUACCAUCGCUGAUCUCAAGAACAUUCUGCGCAAGUAUGAAAAAAUGAAAUCCGAGUUGCAACCUACGAGUUCUGGUUACAACAGAUCUGUACAACCUUCGAGAAGUGUGCCAGGUGUUGAUGCUAAGGUCAGGUGCUUUAACUGUGACGAAGAGGGUCACAUAUCACGUAACUGUCCCAAAGCUUGCCGAGAAAAAGGUUCGUGUUUCCGAUGCGGACAAAAGGGACAUAUUAUCACCAAUUGUCCACAAAAGUCUUCAGUUCUCGCCGUCAAGAGAGGAAAAUGUACAAUGAAAUCUCCAGUUUCAACAUUGAUGACCGAUUUUCAUGGAGUGCUGGAGUAUGAAAUUAAAUCUGCGAAUCGGGAAGCUGAAAGUUUUGGAGUUUGGAUGAACAUCAUGACCGUUAUAGAUACUGGCAGUCCUAUAAGUUUCAUUCAACAACGGUACGUACCACCAAUUUUGAUGACGUCACUUGAACCAUCACCUUGCAAUUUCGUUGGAAUUAACAGUUCCCAAUUGGUAAUUUUAGAAAAGCCCUAUAAGACCAACAUGAAAAUAGUUGAUUUAAGACUUUUCUACUUGCUGUCAAUUGCUGUCAAAUUGACAAGUAGUUUUGAAGUACCAGAAGAGAAUAAUAUCGUGGUUGACACAUUAGUAUUUGCUGUAAAACACAUCAAAUUACAACAAUCUUCAACUUUUCAUAUUGGAUUUUCUUCCAAAAGCAACCAAAGUGCCUAUCAGCAAACCUCGAUAAUAAACGGAUUUUUAUUAAAAUCGGAUCGAGAUCAUGUGGUGCGUUUGGAUGAUAUUGGUAGUUCGGAAUAUGUGCCCACUGAGAGGAGGAAAUUCACCUUGCUGUUGAUUGAUUCUUUGGAGAGUUUCCAAACGCUAGAUAUGAUUUUAAAAUCUCGACAAUAUCACACAAAUGGAAAACACUUGGUUCUGCUAAGUGAAACUCUUCCUCGAAACGAAACAGAGGCCUUAAUUCAAAGUGUAUUUGAUAAGUUCUUUUCUAUGCAUUUAGCUAAUGUUGAGCUUAUAGUGCAGAAUAUAACUACGGGUUUUACGGACUUUUACACUUUCUAUCCGGUAACGUCAAGUUAUUGUUUCAAAAUCAUUCCAGUUUUGCAUAACACCUUCAACGGAAAUGCGACUUUGCACGAUUUGAAGUUAUUUCCCCCGAAAUUCAACAAUUUCUACGGAUGUCCUCUAGUGGUGACAGCUUUUCAUUUUCCACCACACGUCUUUUUAUGGCAUGAAAAUGGUGAGGUGAAAGUGAGUGGUUUUGAUAUUUUGGUACUAAGCGGAGUUGCUGAAAAACUUAAUUUCUCUAUCAAACCUACCGAUGCUGAAGUUCGAGGUAUUCUAUUGGCAAAUGGAUCUUUGACAGGAGCCUUGGCAGUGCUCAAGAGAGCAGAAGCAAAUAUUACCCUUGGUGGUUUUGGGUCAACUUCUAAGGCAAUGUUACAGUUUUCGCCAAGUCUUCCAUAUUAUCAUUCCUCCAUGGUAUUUGCAAUUCCACCACCUCGUGAAUAUUCAGCUCUCGAGAAACUUUUAUUGCCUUUUGAUAUUGAUAUUUGGCUUGCUAUUGGAUUAACAUUUGGUGUAACACUAUUUGCUUCGAUAACAUUGGAGAUGUGGAGUAAACGUUUACGAGAUCUGUUUUUUGGUGAUACAGUAAAAGAUCCAGUAUUCGAGAUGAUAAUUGUCUAUUUGGGUGGAGCAGUGGUGCGUUUUCCGAAAGGUGCUCUAGCACGAAAUGUAAUUCUUCAAUGGUUAAUUGCUUCAACGAUUUUAAGUAGUUGCUAUAAGGCAAUUUUGUUUGGUAUGUUGAAAACUGGAUUUCUAAAGAAAUUUCCCAUGACAAUUGAGGGAAUGUUGGAUUUGGGUUUUGUUGCUGAUGUGCCAUUUCCAUUGAUGCCGAAUGUUAAGGAAGGACUAUUGGGUGGAAGAAAACAAUUUUUCCUUCAAGAAUACAGUUUACACACUCAUUACGAUAUGCUCCAAUUACCCAAUUCCAAUCGUUUGGUCAUUGAUACCAGAAUUCAAUUGGAAUACUACAAUACUUUGAACUAUAAGAAAUCUGGAAUCUUAGGUUUCUUACCACAACGAUUAUUUCUAUUUCCAAUGUAUUUUUACUACCGAAAGGAUUCAUAUUUAGUUGAACCAUUUAACAAAGUCCUUACUACUUACAAAGAAAAUGGUUUUAUGACCCAUUGGAUUUUAUCAAUUCUAAAUGUCACUCAUAUGAAAUCAGCACAAAUUAGUUCCGAAACGAAACCGUUAUAUUUAAAAGAUUUUACCAGUUGUUUAGCAAUAUGUAACAUUUUGUUAGGUUGUUCAAUUGUUGUUUUUAUUUUUGAAAUUUGGUCAACAAAAAAUAAAUCAAUUAAGAAAUUCUUUUUUCGAUCACAUUCAGUUGAGAAGAAGAAGAAGAAAAUUGUUAAAAAUCAA
Molecule: messenger RNA, 3252 nt
Organism: Eupeodes corollae
Lineage: Eukaryota; Metazoa; Arthropoda; Insecta; Diptera; Syrphidae
Exons: 4
Molecular function (GO): nucleic acid binding; zinc ion binding
Source: RefSeq, a predicted model, not a curated record